AUGGCCCAAAAUAUGAAGAAGAAAGCUGUGUUAUUUGACCUGGGAGGUGUAUUGUUCGAGCCGCCGCAGAAUGCCCUUCGAAAGUACGGAGAGCAGCUCGGUUUGCCCGGAUCUUUUCUAGAGAAAGCUAUGAUCCAAGGAAGGCCUGAUAAUGCUUUCUGUAGGAUGGAGAGAGGGGAAUCCACAGCAAGACAGUUCGCAGAAGAGUUCACUAAGGACUGUCAGACACUGUCCAAGGAAGAAGGCCAAGUGCUCCCUAAGGAUUUCAAUGCCAGCAGCAUGUUUGAUACCUUCAUGAACAUCAAGAUGGUCCCAGACAUGCUCAAUGCUGUGUCUGUCCUCAAGCAAAAUGGUGUAAAAACAGCAGCAGUGACCAACAACUACAUCGAUGAUCGGGAGCAGAACUCGUUAGGCGCUGGUGUCAUGACAACACUUAGCUCCUUCUAUUUCGAUCACUUUGUGGAAUCGUGUCGUUUUGGGAAGCGUAAACCUGACCAGAGUAUUUUCAACGAAGCCCUCAAGAAACUGGGAGUGAAGGCAGAAGAGGCAGUGUUUCUGGAUGACCUGGGACCUAACGUGAAAGCCGCCAGAGAAAUGGGAAUCUCGACCGUCCUAGUCAAGGAUACGUCUGCUGCCCUCAAGGAACUGCAAGAGGUCACUGGCAUUGAUGUUUUUCAAGAAGCCAAACCUGUCUCUGUUCAUCAUGAGAGGGUUCCUCAUUCCUAUGCUACAACCAGGAGUGGAGUUAAGUUUCACUACGUAGACAUUGGUAGUGGUCCCCCGGUGAUCUUUUGUCAUGGGUUCCCUGAAUCAUGGUACGAAUGGAAAUCUCAGAUCCCAGCUGUGGCUGCUACUGGUUUUCGUGUGAUUGCUAUGGAUAUGAAAGGCUAUGGAGAAAGCAGUAAUCCACCCGAAAUCGAGGAAUACACACUGGAAAGGAUGUGUAAGGACAUGGCUGAAUUCAUGGAUACCUUGUGUAUUCCUCAGGCCACUUUCAUCGGUCACGACUGGGGUGGUUUUUUUGUCUGGAACUAUGCUACUCACUACCCAGACAGAGUCAGCGCUGUGGGUGGUAUCUGUACCCCUUUCUUUCCUGCUAAUGACACCAUGAAUCCAUGGGAGAAUAUAAACAAGAAUCCUGGGUUAUAUGACUAUCAGCUAUACUUCAAUGAAGUGGGACCGCCAGAAGCCGAGAUCGAAGCCAAUGUAGAGAAAUUUGUUAAAGCUUUCAUGAGACGCCCUCUAGAGCUUAAAGAAAUUGGAUUCUCUGUUGCUGGGGUGAGAGCAAAAGGUGGUAUCAUGGCCGGUAUCCCUGAUGACAUCAACAGUACACUCCUAACAGAAGAUGAUGUCCAAUACUACGUCAAACAAUUCAAAACAUGUGGCCUCAGGAGUAUGUUAAAUUGGUAUCGAACAAUGGAAGUUAACUGGAAGUUUAAUCAUCGUGCAAUUGGUCGAAAGCUGUACAUGCCAGCCUUAAUGGUAACCUGUGCAGGGGAUGCAGUCCUUCCACCAUCAGCGAGCAAAUUCAUGGAUCCAUUCGUGGUAAACUUAACCAGAGCUCAUAUUGAGGACAGUGGACAUUGGGCAUCUCUAGAACAGCCAAAGAAACUCAAUAAGAUCCUUGUUGAUUGGCUGAACAAGGUGCACAAAGAUUCCAACCGACCAAUCUUCCCUUCCAGUCUGUGAGGAUACAGACAUGAUGUUAGCCAGCCCCUGAUUGGCCAGUGACAAUAGAUGGAGACAAAAUGGACCAAUCAUGUGCAUUAUUGGGGAAUACAUUGUUGCCAAUCAGAUAACUCAAAUUAUGAUUAUCAAUGAUUUUGAGAUUAAAUUCUUUAUUAUUACAAAAUAUCAUUGUUCUUAUAUUGGACGUGGGAAAAGGACUACAGAACAUGUUAUAUGUUUUGAUGAUUAGAAGAAAGAAAAACUAUUUGAAAGGA
Messenger RNA from Strongylocentrotus purpuratus (purple sea urchin), 1943 nucleotides. RefSeq names its product soluble epoxide hydrolase-like protein 1 (gene ephx2). NCBI's taxonomy places the organism in Eukaryota, Metazoa, Echinodermata, Echinoidea, Camarodonta, Strongylocentrotidae. Gene Ontology annotation, molecular function: catalytic activity. The record is from RefSeq and is marked provisional.